UUUUCUCAGUCUGUAAUCAACUCACAGUCCGUUCAAGUCAACUUCCUUUAUAGAAAAAAGACAAUAUCCAACCAAACGUCAAUUUGAUCUGCGGAAGCUUUCAAUCUCCGCCAGCCGUGAAUUUUCAUCACGGGUAUUUUAUUUUAAAAUCGUUGAACUGAUCAAAAUCUCAAGAUGGAACCAACAAAAAUUGAAGAGCUUCCUGAUAGAGUUGCAGAUAUGUUUGAAGGUCAGAAUAUUUUGAUAACUGGUGGAACAGGAUUCCUUGGAAAAGUUAUGAUUGAGAAGUUUCUCCGUUGCAUCCCGAACGUUGGUAAACUUUAUCUUCUUGUAAGGGCUAAGAAAGGAAAAGAUCCAAAACUACGUUUAGAAGAAAUUUUUAAUUCACCACUUUUCGAGAAGGUGAAGGAACUUCGAGGAUUACCAUUUAUUUGUGAAAAAGUCCAUGUAAUUAAUGGCGAUGUGUCACUUCUCGAUUUGGGAUUAUCAGUUGAGGAUAGGCAAAUAUUAUGUGAAAAGAUUAAUAUUGUCUAUCAUGCAGCAGCAACCAUCAGAUUUGAUGAGCCAUUGAAGAGAGCUGUACUACUUAAUACUCGAGGUACAAAGAAUAUGCUAGACUUGGCUAAACAAAUGAAGCAUUUAGUACUAUUUGCUCACAUCAGUACAGCAUAUUGUCACCUGGAAGAGAAAAUUCUCGGUGAAAAGCCAUAUCCACCUCCGGCAGAUCCACAUAAAAUAAUUAAAUGUGUGGAAUGGAUGGAUGAUGAUGUAGUAGAAGCAAUGACAAGUAAAAUUCUUGGUAAUUUACCCAAUACUUAUGCUUUCACUAAAGCUCUUUCUGAAGGAUUAGUUGAAGAAGCUAUGAAAGAACUUCCGGCAAUUAUUCUUCGACCCAGCAUAGUUAUUCCAAUAUGGAAAGAGCCACUUCCAGGUUGGACUGAUAACAUAAAUGGGCCAACUGGUUUGCUUAUUGGAGCCGGAAAAGGAGUAAUUAGAACAAUGUUAUGUGAUGAACGUGGAUAUGCUGAUUAUCUUCCUGUAGACAUAGCGAUAAAUGCUAUUUUUGGUUGCUCAUGGAAUUACAUAUAUUGCAAAGAUGAAAGUAGACGAGUAUAUAAUUUAACAAGUAGUCAUCAGUUCAAGGUAUCCUGGAGUGAAAUACUCGAUCGUGGUCGACGAAUCACUGAAAAAGUACCAUUAAAUGGAGUACUUUGGUAUCCAGGUGGUAGUAUGAAGAAAUCAAAACUUAUGCACAAUAUUUGUGUCCUACUUUUCCACAUGUUGCCAGCUUACUUUAUUGAUACUAUAUUGUUCUUUACUGGCCAUAAACCUAUUAUGUGUCGAAUUCACCGACGUAUCCAAAAAGGUUUUGAAGUAUUUGAAUACUACGCUAAUAGACAAUGGGACUUCAAAAAUGACAAUAUAGAUAUAAUUAGAUCAAAAUUUAAUGAUUUAGAACGGAAAAAUUAUAAAGUAGAUGGAGAAGAUAUGGAUAUGGAUGCUUAUUUCGAAGCUUGCAUUCGAGCAGCAAGAAUUUAUAUUCUUAAUGAACCUCCAGAAACACUUCCAGCGGCACGACGACACAUGAGAGUGAUGUACUGGGUAGAUGUUUUCACCAAAAUAAUCUUUUUUGGCCUGAUCAUUUAUACCUUAUUCAGCUGGACUGAAGGUUUUAAAGCCAUACUUAAAAAUUAAUUAUCCGCUCAUUAAUGAUAUUUUAUAUUCUUGAUCAUAACAAUUUAGACUUUUUUAAAAUUCUUAUUCCAUUAAUACCUUUGUAUAGUAUGUACUUGAGUCAAAUCAAUCUAUUCAUCAAAUAUAAAAAUCUUCAUUUUCAUAAAUUGUAAAAUAAACAACGACAGGAUAUGUAUUGUAA
Messenger RNA from Chelonus insularis, 1876 nucleotides. RefSeq names its product putative fatty acyl-CoA reductase CG5065. Gene Ontology annotation, biological process: long-chain fatty-acyl-CoA metabolic process. NCBI's taxonomy places the organism in Eukaryota, Metazoa, Arthropoda, Insecta, Hymenoptera, Braconidae. Gene Ontology annotation, cellular component: peroxisome. The record is from RefSeq and is a predicted model, not a curated record. Gene Ontology annotation, molecular function: alcohol-forming very long-chain fatty acyl-CoA reductase (NADP+) activity. Bases 175 to 1695 code for a protein of 506 amino acids. The transcript is spliced from 8 exons.